GUCUGCAGUUCAAUUCAGGCAACUUUGGACAGCGACGACAUGGUCCCUGACUUGACCGGCCGCAGCCAAGAAAUGCUGCGGUUGCGCAUAAAGACCAUCGAGUGCAGCACCACUCAUUUUCACAUCUCUAGACUACCCCAUACUUCACUCUCUGUUGGUAAUACAUGACUGAGCCGUGGGCCUGAAAAUCCGAUUACCCGAAGGCCUUGUUCAUACACAAGAGCCUCGAAUGGUCGCUCUUCUACACGGUAUUCCAAAUCUUUAUGAGACGGAACUUGAUGGCUGUUUGCUCCGGCCAAAUCGGGAUUCCCCAAACUGCGGGCGCGAAUGACAUCAGACUUGCUCGUCAUUUUCUGAACCAUCGUCUGCCGCGGAUGAGGGAGGCAAAUCCUCACCAUUGAGAGAGCGUAUGAUGGAAGAUUUGUUCAUUGCGAUUCCCAUUACUUCUCCUGCUCUUCUAUAUAUCUCACUUGCUUUUUGCCUCCUCGUCCUUGCUUCUCGCAUGCUCUUCCGACAGAUAUCCCGUUUGUAUCGAACACCUCGACCGGCUCCUCGAAUGAGACUCGCCCAGAUGUCUUCGCAUAUUAGUAACGGCCAUACUAACGGCCACACCAAUGGAUCGCCAAAGAACGGGCACUCCGAUGCCACGGCUACUUUAGCAGAUAUUCCCAAAUCCAACAACUUCACCUCUAAACUUCCUCCCGAUCCACAGUUCCCCACGCCGAAGGACUCACAUAAUGCACCCCGGCAAAAGCUAGGUCCGCGUAUGGUCCGAGGUGCCCUUUACACCUUUGUCAGACCGGAGCCUACAGAAGGUCCAGAGCUUCUCGGGGUCAGCAAAGCUGCAUUACGAGAUAUUGGUUUGGCUGAAAGUGAGGCUCAGUCCGAAGAACUCAAACAAGUUGUGGCAGGAAAUAAGUUUUACUGGGAUGAAGAGAAGGGUGGCAUUUAUCCUUGGGCACAAUGUUACGGCGGCUUCCAGUUCGGCUCCUGGGCUGGCCAGCUGGGCGAUGGGCGAGCCAUCUCCUUGUUCGAGGCCACCAACCCUAAGACUGGGACUCGAUACGAGAUACAGUUGAAAGGAGCCGGAAAGACUCCAUAUUCACGUUUCGCCGAUGGCAAAGCCGUCCUGCGGUCGAGUAUACGAGAGUAUCUCGUCUCCGAGUACCUCAACGCAAUCGGGAUCCCUACCACGAGAGCCUUGUCAUUGACCUUGUGCCCCACAUCUACAGUUGUGCGAGAGCGACUGGAGCCUGGAGCGAUUGUCUGCCGUUUCGCUCAAUCCUGGCUAAGAUUCGGCACAUUUGACUUGUUGCGAUCCCGGGGCGACAGAAAUUUAAUCCGCAAGGUCGCGACUUAUAUCGCAGAAGAUGUCUUUGGCGGAUGGGAGUCAUUACCCGCAGCGCUGCCAGCCGACACAAAAGACGCCCAUCUCGACCCUGCAAGAGACGUUCCCAAAGACGAACUCCAAGGCAAGGAAGGCGCAGAAGAGAAUCGCUUCGCCAGACUAUACCGUGAAAUUGUCCGCCGCAAUGCCAAAGUCGUCGGCAUGUGGCAAGCUUACGGGUUUAUGAAUGGUGUGCUCAACACUGACAACACGUCUAUUUUCGGUCUCUCGAUGGAUUAUGGCCCGUUCGCGUUCAUGGACAACUUCGACCCAGCAUACACUCCCAACCAUGACGAUCACAUGCUUCGAUAUAGCUAUCGGGCCCAGCCCAGUAUCAUCUGGUGGAACCUUGUUCGCCUGGGAGAGACCUUGGGUGAGCUCAUCGGCGCGGGUGACCGUGUGGAUGACGACGUCUUCGUCGAGAAGGGGGUUGAGGAAGAUUUUGCCCCUGUUCUCAUCAAGCGUGCCGAAACUGUUAUCGAUCAGAUUUCAGAUGAGUACAAGGCAGUAUUCCUCAGUGAAUAUCGACGAUUAAUGACCCUGCGUCUGGGCUUGAAAACGCAGAAGGACGGUGAUUUCGAAACAUUAUUCUCGGAACUUCUUGAUACCAUGGAGGCAUUGGAGCUCGACUUCAACCAUUUCUUCCGCCGACUUUCAUCAGUCAAAGUCGAUGACGUCCGAACCAAAGAGAACUGCGAAGAGACAGCUGAACGGUUCUUCCACCAUGAAGGAGUCACAGGUCUCAAUGAGUCGAAUGACUCCGGUCGCGAGAAGGUCGGCAAGUGGCUCGAUUCGUGGCGGGCGCGAGUCGAGGAAGAUUGGGGUACCGAAUCAACUGCUGAUGCAGAGAGAGAAUCGGCCAUGAAAGCUGUCAACCCGAACUUUGUACCUAGAGGCUGGUUGCUGGACGACAUCAUUGAUCGCGUGCAAAACAAGAAGGAAAGAGAGAUUCUCGAUGGAGUCAUGCAGAUGAGCUUGAACCCGUUCCAGGAUGACUGGAAUUGGAACGAGGAGAUUGAGAAGAAAUUCUGUGGCGACGUGCCACGGCUUCAACGAGCAAUUCAAUGCAGCUGUUCGUCAUAAGCAGUAGGGAGGAGCAACGAAAAUUAUCUCUAACAACGAGUCGAUGAAUGAGGAUGUUUUUAGUUCACUACAAUCAGAAGUGCAUGGUUGUUGUCGUUGGUGGGUAAAAGUGUGUGGAUAUAAUUUGCGGAAUCCAGAUAUAUAUUCAUUCCGUCUCAACAUCUCCGACUGUCCUCCACCACUUCAGACACCACGAGCACGUCUGUACCAGCCAGGAUCCAGGCAUAGAAUAUGAGAUCAUUAAUAUGCUGCUAGCUUCUCAUCACCUAUCUGUCCCCUACCAUGCCAAGUGCUAGUUAACAUGAGAGAACUCAUAUUGUAGACUCCGCUCCAGAUUGCUAUCGGGCCAUCUUUCAAGCGACCUCCGUGCUCAUGGCACAUCUACUUGGAGGGCAAAAGCGCCCACCACUACUGAGGGUUGGAGGAUUGUGUAACAUUUUCAGUCGUAAAUGGAUUAGUACAAGUCGAAUAAUUCGAACAGACGACUGACGGUUU
This is a messenger RNA of Exophiala viscosa, 2965 nucleotides long. RefSeq lists its product as uncharacterized. The transcript has a single exon. The record is from RefSeq and is a predicted model, not a curated record. Gene Ontology annotation, cellular component: mitochondrion. Gene Ontology annotation, molecular function: AMPylase activity. Lineage: Eukaryota; Fungi; Ascomycota; Eurotiomycetes; Chaetothyriales; Herpotrichiellaceae. The coding region runs from base 410 to 2470 and encodes 686 amino acids. Gene Ontology annotation, biological process: protein adenylylation.